Pyrgilauda ruficollis (rufous-necked snowfinch) is the source of this 364-nucleotide messenger RNA. Its product is annotated as U4/U6.U5 tri-snRNP-associated protein 1-like. The transcript is spliced from 3 exons. The annotation marks the transcript as partial. Gene Ontology annotation, biological process: maturation of 5S rRNA; mRNA cis splicing, via spliceosome. The record is from RefSeq and is a predicted model, not a curated record. NCBI's taxonomy places the organism in Eukaryota, Metazoa, Chordata, Aves, Passeriformes, Passeridae. Gene Ontology annotation, cellular component: U4/U6 x U5 tri-snRNP complex.
UGUCCCCCGCUGUCCCCAAACUGGUGUCACUGGCGCUUUGCAGGCCAAGCUGCUGGAGGAGAUGGACCAGGAGUUCGGGGUCAGCCCCUUGGUGGAGGAGGAGUUCCAGCGGCGCCGGAGGGAGCGUUACAGCGCCCGGGACCUGCAGGGGCUGACGGUGGAGCACGACCCGGCCUCGAUCCCCGAGGGACAAACGCUGGUGCUGACCCUCAAGGACAGGGGAGUGCUGGAGGGGGGUGAGGACGUGCUGGAGCAGGCGGCGCUGGCGGCGGCGGCGCGGGCGCAGGAGGAGCAGCAGCAGCGGCGCCGCCCCGGCUACGACCCCUACGGCGAGCGGGAGCCCGCGCCCGGCGCGCAGGUACCG